AUGUCGGCCACCGUGGUGAUCAGCGGCGACGAGGAGGCAACUGGGAGUGAAAUCAUCACAGUCUAUCAUCGACCAUACAAGUGCAGUAUUGCGCAGAUCACAGAGAUCAGUCUGGACAACGAGCAACGAGCCCUGGCGUUUGCGGCCCACCCCCUACGGGAGUCCUACCAAGAUACUCGGCUAUUGGUUCUCCUGCCAGCGCCAACCGUGGAAGAUGAGGUGUGCUGCGAAUUUCGCGUUGUUUCUUUAAGGGCGUCCAGCGAAAAGUGCACAACGUCAGAAGCCUCACACUACGAAGCAUUAUCCUACACCUGGGGGGAGUCCGCGAACAGCCGGUCAAUAACGCUCGGUGGGCGGGCGGGUUUCAAGGUCACCGACAAUCUUCACGCAGCUCUGGUUCGUCUACGCCGUGCGGACAGGCACAGGAUUCUCUGGGUUGAUGGGUUAUGCAUUGACCAUGACAACAAUGUUGAGCGGAACUGGCAAGUAGCUCUGAUUCCCCGAGCCUUGAAGGCUGCCGAUUCAGUCAUCGUCUGGCUGGGCGACUACGAGUCCCAGUAUGAGCCCACGGCAACUCGGGAGUCAGAUCGGGAGCAGUGGCUCAGGCAAAGCAGCAGAGCCUUGGGCCACGCUCUACAGGAACCUCUGUGGUCAGAAAGCGCCUGGUCCAUGCAGGCAGCUGUACUCGCCACUGUCCCGCCCACAUUUCAGUUCGGCUCCGUCACUUGGAGCUGGGAACUUCUGAGACGCGAACUCAACCAUUCGCCGACGGGUAUGAUACAUUUCCUCCCAAAUCUGGCACGCCGUGAAGCAGCAGACCCCCGCGACAUGGUAUACUGCCUCCUGGGACUGGUCAAGGAGGGAGAGAGCGCCCUCGUCAGCCCGAGCUACGAUGAGCCACCGGCUCAGUGUUUCAGCAAGGCAACCUUCGCGCUUGUUUCGUCCGAGAAGCACCUCGCCUGCAUCGGCUUAGCACAGCAUGGUGACAUGCCUUCAUGGGCCAUCGACUUCACCCUCUCGGGCUGUGAAGUUGAUAAUGCUCAGCUGGAGCUGGCAAGAAGCACGCUGUCCAAGAUGAGACGUCGGGAUGUGUGGGAGGACUACCUCUUCGAGAUGCCACCACCACCCUCCCUCAACGAAGAUGGCUCCAGGCUUCGACUUUCAAGCUUUCUCCUGGACCGGGUGGCCGACACGACCCCUGUGUCCUGGGCUGCAAGUCAGCGUAGCGCAACAUGCCACGAACGCGAGGGUUAUCGCUCGUCUCUUCGAGCCCUCUUCUCAUCGAUGCCAAGAACCCACCCGCGACAAGCUCUGAUGCAAGGCGACCGUCCCGUUGCUCUUGAGCCUGGCCUCGAAAGCCCUGACUGGACGAGUCUCAAGUCCAUCUUAGGGCACCAGCUACUCGACACCGAGAGACUUGGUCUUCACCUCGCCGGCGCCUGGUACUCAGCGACAGGGCUUGAGAGCCCGUUCCUGACAAGUCUCUGGUGGAAGACUAUCCUCGACUACAGCAAGAUCAUCUCGGACCCCGAGCCGGUGUGGUUCAGGUCAUCGUAUGGCUUCGUCGGCUACAGUCCCAGGCUUCUUGAGCCCGACGACGUGUUGUGCCUCGUGACUUCUGACACGCACCCGAUGAUCCUCCGGAAGACUGGAGACGGGUACACUUUUGUCUGCUUUGCUUGGGUUCCUGGCAUUAUGAACCACGAGAUAGAUGGCAUACUUUACGAAAUAGGUGCCACGGAUAUUGAACUGAUAUGA
Molecule: messenger RNA, 1758 nt
Organism: Diaporthe batatas
Lineage: Eukaryota; Fungi; Ascomycota; Sordariomycetes; Diaporthales; Diaporthaceae
Exons: 2
Coding region: 1-1758 (585 amino acids)
Source: RefSeq, a predicted model, not a curated record